This is a messenger RNA of Adineta steineri, 750 nucleotides long. The record is from the annotation of a GenBank genome assembly. Lineage: Eukaryota; Metazoa; Rotifera; Eurotatoria; Adinetida; Adinetidae.
AUGGCUGCACUUGGUCAUUGUGAAGAUCCAGCUUGUAUAAAAAAACCACCCACACAUGGAUUAGUUCGUAUAUUUCGUUGUUCAUUACAUUGUAAUCGUAAUUUAUGUUUAUCCCAUUUAAAUGAUCAUAAUGUUUCUUAUGAAAAAGAAAAAAAUCAAAAUGAUACAAUUAAACGUGAAUUAGAAGGUUCAUUAAAAUUAUAUCAAACAUUAUUUGAACAACAAAUUGCGACUUAUGAUAAACUUGUCUGUCAAGCAACAACAAUAUUAUCUCAUAAUUUAUCAACACUUAUUCCAACUGAACAAAUACGUAAUGUUUUGUUUAAUGUUCGACAAGCAAUAACAUUGUAUCAACAAAAACUAAUUUUUAAAAAAGAAACUGAAACAAUUGAUUCUUUAGUUAAAAUUAAAAAUGAGGAAAAUAGAAAAAUGGUUACACCUGAUGAUGAUGAUGAUAAUGUUCUUUCAUUACAAGAGGAUACUGAUAAUGAUGUUACGAUUACACUUAAUGAUCCACCUCUUAAUGUUCGUUCUAAAAAUAUUAAUGUAAAUACUCGUGUUCAUACGAAAAGUACUGACGAUUGUGAAAGUUUUACUAUUCGUAUACCACUACUUGAACAUAUAGGUACGAACUCAACGAGUGAAAUUGUACACAGUCAAGAACAACUAGCAGCAGAAGCUUAUGCAAAAAAACGAUCAACGGAAGGUGCAAAAUCACGAGGAAAAGUACUUAAACGAAUACAAAAAUAA